Molecule: messenger RNA, 1594 nt
Organism: Raphanus sativus (radish)
Lineage: Eukaryota; Viridiplantae; Streptophyta; Magnoliopsida; Brassicales; Brassicaceae
Product: probable myosin-binding protein 6
Exons: 3
Coding region: 360-1256 (298 amino acids)
Source: RefSeq, a predicted model, not a curated record
CUAUCUGGGUCUCUGCGAGUCGCCCAUGCGUUGCACUACAGCACGGGCCGCCCACCAGUAAUCAAGUUUAACUUUUUAGUAAAUUGUCUUCAUCUAUUGAGCUCUUUAUUAAUCAGAUAAUCAAUCGCAUAAUAAUUAAGUCAAAUCUUAAAAUAAGCAUUUAAAAAAAACGGAAAAGGCUUGUCUGCACGUUAAUAUGUCCCACUGCUGUGUGGACUUUGGACAACACUUGGUCGGCUUUAGAUCUCGUUUCUUAUUUCCCGCUUUCUUAUCUCAUAGUUUGAGAACCUCACGUUGACCCCAUAGAUAAAACCAUAUACGAAAGACUCUGUAAAUUGUGAAUCGAAGAAUUGUUGAGAAUGGUGGAGAGAACGAUGAGUCUAGGUGUGGGAGGCAACGGAGAAACCAUGCGAGCGCAGCAGAAGCUUCUUCAGAAGAUCACUCGUGAGCUUGACGCUGAACGGGAAGCCUCUUCAACAGCCGCUUCAGAGGCCCUGUCGAUGAUUCUACGCCUCCAGGGAGAGAAAGCAGCGUUGGAGAUGGAGGCUAGUCAGUACAAGAGACUGGCCGAGGAGAAGAUGUGCCACGCCGAGACUUCUCUGACGCUCUUCGAAGAUCUGAUUUACCGCAAGGAAAUGGAGAUGGCGUCUCUCGAGUUUCAGGUGCAGGCUUACAGAUGCAAACUGCUCAGCCUCGGCUGCUCUGAUCAGGCCGAGGAGAAGAAGAAAGGUGAUGUUGAGAGUAGUAGUUCUUUGUCUCCUCGUAAAGACUUGAGCGCGUGUUGGGAACAGAUCAGGAUGAUAGACGAUCGUGUUCGAGAGGUUUCGGAGUCGAGAGAUGUUCCCAAGGGAUCUAAAUGGGGUUUGCUUAGGCGUGAGUCGAUUUCACAUGCGUUGGUUUCGCAGGUGAGUAAUACUAUUCUAGAGUCAGCCAAGAGUGAUGUCAGUUCGAUAAUGGAGAUGCUCAAGAACCCUGAUAGAGAGGUUCCAAGGACCAAGGAGAGCCUUGCAUUCAUAUCGGAAGAAAGAAAUGUUGGAGGCAAGAUGGCGAGUAGUAAACACGAGCUAUUAAAAGUUACGAGUAUCGAGGCAGAAUACACGAGUUUGCUAAAAGAGAUUCGAGAGCAGAUCAGUGUAAUGCAGUCAGAGAUGAGAGGCUUGAGAUCAGAACUGCAGCAAACUCGAUUUGUGUCUCAUCGCGAGGAGUGUCCAGCACUUAACUCAAUUCAGGAGGCCAUGCUUCACUUCUGGCUUUAGAAGCUACAAUGCAGCGUGGUUCUUGAUUCCCAGUCUAAGUUACUUAAACAUUCCAACAGAAAUUCUCUAGUAUUUGUAUGAAACUCCAUUAGGAUUGUGAGAGAGAAAAAAAAACUUCUCUAGCCUAAGAGACAUGGAUGGUAGAAGUAACUUAAAUUGAUCAACAUUGAUGGUUCAUUCAUCUUUCUGGCACUGCUUAUUGAGCAAAGAGGUACAUGUUGAAGGGAACUGGAAAUAAAUUGGUGCAGUUUUCAGCUCAUUCUAUUUCAAUAAAAAAAAGUAGCAUUGUUCCAAAAAAAAAAAGUAGCAUUGUUGUCUUCUCUAUAAACUAUUUAUCA